Molecule: messenger RNA, 2550 nt
Organism: Sycon ciliatum
Lineage: Eukaryota; Metazoa; Porifera; Calcarea; Leucosolenida; Sycettidae
Product: equilibrative nucleoside transporter 3-like
Exons: 12
Coding region: 198-1541 (447 amino acids)
Biological process (GO): nucleoside transmembrane transport
Cellular component (GO): plasma membrane
Molecular function (GO): nucleoside transmembrane transporter activity
Source: RefSeq, a predicted model, not a curated record
CAGGACAAUCAUGUGGACAAAAUAGACAGCCAGUAUUGUUUUGUUUUCUUAGGUUAUUUAGGCUUUCAUCAGUGGAGUGAGACUACGUGUCCAGUUAGGGAGCGUUGAGAGCAUUUGACUAUUCUCAAUUUCCACCGGUGCACCCGGCCGCUAGGAGUUUUGCUAGGCCGCUAGCUCGAGAUUAGAACGCUCGAGAGAUGGCGGGACCAUCAGGACCGGACGAUAGGUAUCACAUGACUUACUGGCUGCUGUAUCUGCAAGGUGUGGGCACUCUGCUACCAUGGAACAUGUUCAUCACAGCCGUCACUUACUUCCAGUACAAGUUUGGUACAGACCAUGGCGCGGCAGGCGAGCACAAGGCGGACUUUGAAAACUACUUUGAGGUCGUCAGCAUGGUCCCUAACAUUAUGUUCCUGUUCCUGAACAUGCUCUUCAAGCAUCUGAUUGGGCUGCAGAAGCGCCUGGUCGUCUCCAUCUCUAUCAUGUUCCUGGCGUUUGUUGUGACGUGUAUUCUCAUCUAUGUGGACACGUUCAGCUGGCAGAACGGGUUCUUUGCUGUCACCUUGAUCAUUGCCUUCUGUGUCAACGCUGCCAGUGCGUCCUACCAGAGUGGUCUGUACGGCAUGGCUGCCUUCCUCUCUGAAGGCAAAUACACACAGGCCAUUAUGGGCGGACAGGGCUUCAGCGGACUCUUUAGUGCGGUAGCGAACAUCAUUGCCCUCAGCGCCGGUAGUGCAGUUCAGCCCAUGGCCCUGGGGUAUUUCCUCUCCGCCACUGUGGUACUGGCGCUCUGUCUGGUUGCUGUCAUCCUCAUGCCUAGAUUGACAUUUGUAUCAUACCACCUGUCCAGACAUGAAGGAGGAGGAAAGGCCAGUGACGGUGAGAUCAAUAGUAUAAACGAGUCGGGCUACGACGGAGAUGAUGAUGCAUCGGAUACGCAGGCGCUGACUGGUGGGGCAGACGCCAAGGUUGCCGAUGCCAAGAAGAUGCCCAACUUCUGGGUCAUCAUCCGAAAGAUCUAUCACCUAGCCCUGUCAGUGGCAGGUAUAUUCUUCGUGACGCUUGCCGUAUUCCCGGCCGUAUCACAGAGUGUUGCCAGCGUAGCUGCCAGACACGCCAAUGUCAAACUCAAUGUGUGGCAAGACAAGUACUUUGUGUCACUGACCACCUUCCUGCUGUUCAAUGCUGGUGACUACGCUGGUCGUACUGCAGCCGGUAUGGUGCAGCUGCUCGGUCCACGGUCCAUCUGUAUCAUCAGCUUCCUGCGUCUAGGCUUCCUGCCUCUGUUUGCACUCUGCAAUGCAUACCCUGAUGACCGUACAAUGUCCGUGGUGUUUGACAGUGAUGUCUACCCAGUGCUGUUUAUGUCGCUACUGGCCCUGUCCAAUGGCUACAUCAGUAGCUUGUGCAUGAUGACGGCACCAGGCCUCGUUGAACCUCAUGAAAGAGAAACGACGGGAACCAUGAUGGCGUUCUGCCUUGGAGCGGGUCUCACGGCGGGGGCUGGAUUCUCCUUUGCCAUGAAGGCCAUCAUCACAUGAUUUGUAUGGGUAGGGUGCCCGCCUGAUGGAUUUGCCGUCGCAUUGCUUUUUAUAUCUUUUAUCAAUUCGCCAUUAUUUGUAUACCGGUACUUUACGUGUGUGUGUGUCCAUAUGAUCGCAUUACUCCUCCACGCCGGCGUCUCCUCUACCCCAAUGUUAUCUCCCUAUUGUCGACGACGGGAUUUCCCGUAACUGCUCUUGAUGCAGAUUUUGCUUCUAACCAUAGAGCAGUAGUAAAAUACCGGUAUUUUACUACUCCCUGCUUCUGGCCCAGAGCCGGCUAGCCGUAUUCUUGAAAACUUUUUUUAUCACUAUUAAAGCUGGUUGUGUUUCUCAACACGAUUGCCGGUUGUAAUGCGGAUGUGCGAACUUUACUUGGCCGAGCAGCGAGUCUCUCCGAGAGACCUCUUUACCAAUGUGUGCUAGGGCACCUGACUUACAGAACAGGAGCAUCAAUGGCCAUGCCGUCAGUACAAACACAACUGCAGUGUGCUAUAUCCGUCCGUCUGUCCGUCCAUGGCCGUGGAUACAGGCUAUCCUCUUCAUGGCAUGCCAGCGGACAUUGACACGAUAGGCACUAGCCUACAAUCUAUAUUCCCAUACACUGGCAAAGCCAUUUUUGCCUGCGUUUCUCUUCUUCUGAAAUUGCUUGACUUCUUGUUGAAUUCUUGCAUGAGUGACGAGGCCAUCGAGCCGGUUCGAUUGAUAUUAUUGAUAUUUUUCAAGGGCUUGCUGAAAAUCAGUCUUUUACUGCUCCCUAUUUCCUAGUCUCUUAUCGUGUACACGCUCAUGUAUAUCCUAUUGUGGAUGUGUUUCCUCCAUGUGAUUUCAAUGAGGUUUGUGUGUUCCGAUAUGGUAUUUUUUUAUGGCACGGCGCGCCACGGCCGGAUUUUGUGCAUCUUACGCAGAUUUUACUUCAUGUGCAGCAUUGUCAUUUUUACAAGACUACUCGGCAUGCCUGAAUGCAGAAGACAUUUCCGUAGAGAGAUGGCGGAGUCACCCGCACAAA